Messenger RNA from Penaeus vannamei (Pacific white shrimp), 1306 nucleotides. The record is from RefSeq and is a predicted model, not a curated record. NCBI's taxonomy places the organism in Eukaryota, Metazoa, Arthropoda, Malacostraca, Decapoda, Penaeidae.
AGGGAGUGGAGGAGGGAAACAAGAGUGAUGGUAUAGCUAAGAAUGCGAAGAGAAGAUGGCGGUGGGAGAAACAUGAGAGUAGGCGCUCGGAGGCGGACUUGGAGUCAGCUGAGCAACGUAAACAUCAGCAUGUCUGUUUGGUGCUACAGCAGGUAGCAGAAGGAUGGGGAAGCCACGCGUGGUUCUCGUGACGGGCGGGGCUGGCUUCGUGGGCUCCCAUACCAUCCUGGAGCUGCAGAAGGUGGGCCACACGGUCGUCGUGGUUGACAACUGCGUGAAUGCCACCGCUGGGGAGACGCAGGCGGCGCUGCCCUUGGCCCUCCAGCGCGUCGAGAAAAUAACGGACAAGAAGGUGCAUUUCUACAUGUUGUCUCUGCUCGACCGCUGCGCCCUCAUCAAGGUGUUUCGGAAGCACAAAGUCGACGUCGUGAUUCACUUUGCGGCCCUAAAAGCUGUCGGAGAGUCGGUCGAGAAGCCUUUGGCCUACUAUGCAAACAAUGUCACGGGGACGAUCAACCUGCUCGAAGUGAUGAGCGAGGUGGGCGUGAAGCGGCUGGUGUACUCGUCGUCUGCCACAGUGUACGGCGUGCCCCAGUACCUGCCCACGGACGAGGAGCACCCGACGGGCGUGGGCGUCACCAACCCCUACGGACAGACCAAAUACGUGUGCGAACAGAUCAUGAAAGACCUGGCCGUGGCGGACAAAGAUUGGAAGGUAAUCUUAUUAAGGUAUUUCAAUCCAGUUGGUGCCCACGAGACCGGCAUGAUCGGUGAAGACCCCAACGGCAUUCCCAAUAACCUGGUGCCUUACAUCGCCCAGGUGGCGGUGGGAAAGAGGGAAUGCGUCAGUGUGUUUGGCGGCGACUACAACACUCCGGAUGGCACUGGUGUUCGGGACUACAUCCACGUGGUCGACUUGGCACUGGGACAUGAGGCGGCACUUGGAAAAAUCUUCGAGGAGAGUUUCAGAGGAGCAAAGGCCUACAAUUUGGGGACAGGAAAGGGCGUGUCCGUUCUCGAGAUGAUUAAGGCGUUUGGCAAAGCGUGUGGCAAGGAGAUCCCGUACAAGGUGGUGGGUCGUCGCGAGGGUGAUGUGCCGACCAUGGUGGCCUCCUGCGCCCUCGCCGAGAAGGAACUGGGCUGGAAGGCCACGAGGAACCUGGACGAAAUGUGCGAGGAUACGUGGCGGUGGCAGAGUCAAAAUCCAGACGGUUACGUUUAACAGAUGAUUCCUAACUCUAUGUUGCAGCCUUUGUUGCCUGUGUUUGGUGGACCAUUGCGUUGGAAAUAUAAAGUUUAUUGUUUA